Molecule: messenger RNA, 5158 nt
Organism: Linepithema humile (Argentine ant)
Lineage: Eukaryota; Metazoa; Arthropoda; Insecta; Hymenoptera; Formicidae
Source: RefSeq, a predicted model, not a curated record
AGUUAUAACAUCGAUGUUAUAACUUCGGCGUAAAUCGGGCCGUGUAAACGUAAUCAUAGAUACGGUACCUAAAGACAAGCUGCCCCGAAAUCUUCUCCCUCCGGCACGCUUUACUCUUCCAGUAUCUUUCUAUAUUUCAGUGGUGUACGUCCUAUAGUGUAGUAAUAGCGUGUAGUGAAACGAACAUAUCAUCCGAUCAAACUGUAGGAUUUUUCUAACGUGGUAACGCUCGAUAAGGCAUAUAAAUAUGAGCUCUUUUAGUGUGAGUAUUUUUCCAGAGGAGAUACUGCUAGAAAUGUUCAAGUUUUGUGAUGUAUAUACUUUAAUACAACUUUGUGAAGUAUGCAAACAAUUUAAACGUUUAUCAAUUGAGAUCUUAAUUAAAAAAGCUAGCAAUUUACUUAUUACGAAUGAGGUGUCGCUAAAUUUUCGUACACGAUGUAAACCACUAUUAUCUUUGCCUAAUAAGUUUAUAACGUAUUACAACUGGAUAAAUAGAAAUUAUAAUUCAAGUUUGGUAUGUGAAUUGUCUAACAGUUAUUACAAAUCGCGUAGUAAAUGCAUGCGUAUGACUGAAAGUAUGAUUUGGCAUACUUAUAAUUCUCGUCUUCAUGCUCAUAACCGCGGAAGAAACGGCACUCUUACAAAAUCCAAGAAUGUUGGAUUUAGCGACUCUGACAUCCUUGAUAUUGUUUAUUGCAAUGAUGAAAUUAUAAGUUGCCACCUAGAUGGUAGUAUUAGGCAUUGGAAAAUUGUAUUACAGGAUACAAAUAAAUCUCUUCGACAAUUAAAAAUUCAUGAUGAUGUAUAUGAUACCUCGGUCAAGAACAUUGAUGCAACAACACAAUAUAUUAUUUCAAGUUCUUUAGAUUCAAUAAAGAUACAGAAAAAUACACAUGAAGAAGAUGAUUCUGCAAAAGAAAACCAAAUACUUUAUAGCACCGAACAUAAUGUGAGUGCAAUUUCAAUUGACCCUACAGAAACCAAAUUUGCUGCUAGUACCAAUUUACCAGCCAUUUUGAUUUAUGAUAUUGAUAAAAGUUCUCCAGUGAUAAAUAAAGACUUUGAUGUUUGUCUCCGACUACUAUGGGAAGAUCCUUACACUAUUCUCAUGUGUUGUAAUCGUAAUAUUAAAAAAAUGGAUAUAAGAACAUCCGAAUUUGUACGUACAUGGGAGGUUCCUACUUAUCUAAAUCACAUUUUGGAAUUAACAUGUUUUUCAUCAGAUAAUUUGCAUACUAUUAUGACGGGGACGAAUUAUAAUAAGGUCAUUCUAUGGGAUCAAAGACGAAGUAGUUUGAUUCAAAAGUAUAAUGUAAGUCAAAAUAUGAACCAUCAUAUAUAUUCUGUACAAUUUGAUAGCUCUCAUAUGUAUACUACUACAGAGUACGGUUUAUUUGAAUUUGACUUCCAAGGAAACAAAAGCUACUUUAACCACACAGAAAUGAAAACAUUUUUUACUGAUUUUUUUUAAAUAAAAGAAUCACUUAUUUUACAAAAAUGACAUUAUUAACAAGCAUUACAGUAUAGUAUGAGGUCGACGCUUAAAAUUUAGACAUAGGAUUUUAUAAUUAUCAACUAUUAUUGAAAGAUAUAAAGAAAUAACAUAUAUAUAUAAUACACAUAUUAGAGAAAUACAUAAAUUUUUAAAUCAUUGGACUAAAGAUCUUAAACAAAAGAGAAUGACGUGGAUCACCAAAAAACAACGUUUAUAACCAGCUUCGAUAAAAAAACAUGAAUUGCGGAAUUUACGGAAAUUCGGUUUAGAUGGCUGUUCCAACAUAUCAAUCGGCUCAACAUAGAUGGUUUUCCACCAAAGAACACAGGUGACACAAAUCACACAGUGUAUGUCAUAAUACUCUUCUACAACGACACAACUCGACACAAAGAGUGCAUUCGUUUACGCAGUAGUUAGCGCAUCUAUUGCGUCUCUUAUCUGCUAGUCACGUGACCUAAUUUACCGAAUGGACAUCUACGUGAAUAACUGCUCGGAUCAUAUCUUCCAAUAGGAAAUCUAGGCAAAACUUCAAUAUAAGUAAAGAGAAGAUUUUAAAACAAACGUAAUAUUCAAACAAUUAAAAUUUGUAGGGUGCAUUCGUUUAUGCAGUACCACGCAGUAUUGCGAGCAGAAUAUCUAGAACAGAACGCAACACCUCCAAGGUACCCGUCAAAAACAGUACGUGAAAUCCACGUUAUUGCCAUGUGAGCACUAAAAAUGUGAAACUUUAAUUUGUUAUAUCUCUUAAACCCUUUGACUAUGAAAAUGUGGACUACUAAAGCCAACUUGACUUAGUAUCCAAGAUCUGUGGCGACACCGUGUGGCAACGGGACCGGGAAUAACUAAUCCAUACAAUAGUGUACGUGUCAAAGGCUGCGAAUCAAGGAAAUAUAAGAAGGGGAAAUAAAUGACUCCAGUCUGCAGUUUAAAGAGCGUCAUUCAGCGGAAAAUCUAGUUACUUUGCCCAACUGUUGAGUCCGCUGAAUGCGGCCAAUUAUCGUCCGCUGUUAUCGGCUCGGUGGAAGCGAGACAAAAGACUCUUAUAUCUUUUCUCUUCUACAAACCGGCGACUGAAUUUCGGAACACAGCCUCGGACGCGUGAAUAAAAGAAGUGGAUACGUCAUCAACGUGUCGUGUUAUGCUGAGAUUGUCAAUCUGCUUUGCUAGUUGGAUUUGGAUUUUGAUGGAUUUACUACUUUUUGACCUGACCGUAUCAAAAAAUGAAAUAUAUCCAAAACAAAAUAUUUCCUUUUUGGAUUUUCAAGAAGAAAAGUUGGCACAUGAUUCCUCCAAAAAUUUUUGGAAAAGAAAAUUGCUUUGUAAAAAUGAUUUGAUUAAAACUACUAAAUUAAGACUCUCAAACAAGAUCAUCUAUUCUAAUAGCAAUCAAAUUGUUAAAAACACAAAUGCUAAAGAAAAAUAUAAAAAUGCUAUGGAUAGUAUAAAUAAAAAAACUUUAGUGGAUUAUAAUGGUCCAGCAAUAAUAGAGGAUCUUCAGAAUAGGAAUGAUCAGGAUUUCACAAACCAUAUUCGCGUUAAGAGAAACGUACUGAUGAAUGAUUCGAUCAUUAAUCACCAAUGGAAUUAUUCUAUGAAUUUAAUAAAUUCUUUUCCACUUGUUUCUACAAAUUUCUGGAACAAGUCUGAUGCUAUAAAUUUAUUUAACAAAGGAUCAAACUUGAACACGGAUGGCAGGAUUCAAUAUUCUGAUGUCUUUUAUAGAACUACAAUAAGUAUGCCAUAUUUGCGACAUAAAAGAAGAGUUUUGUCUAGAAGUAAACGACAUAAGAAACAUGCGAAAGAAAAUACUAAACACACUAAAAUCGGCAACAAGAAGCAUAGUACUUCAAAAUUUUCCCAAAAAUCUAUUAUGAAAAAGGCAAAUAGUACAAAAAAAAGAAUUAAAAAGGCAGGAAUUGAAAUACCCGUCAAAACGAUCGACGAAUCACAGAUGGGAUCUAAAAUAGAAAAAAGAGAAUCCGGACAUAGCAGUUUAAGAACUGAUUCUAGUGAACAGCAAAAUGCCGUCAUACUACCUUUCGUACAUACUGGAAAAGCGGAGUUGCGUGUUCGUAUCGAAAAAAUUCCCACAAAUGUAUCUUCAUUUACUGUUAACUGGACGGAUUGUUCCGUUGGAACUCAUCCUUAUUCAACUAUAUCACCAAAAUAUGGGGCAAAAAUUGACAAAAUUUCCAAUUUCAAUAUUACAAAUCUUGAAAUCACUCCGAACUUCGAUUCCACUGAGAAAACAGAUGAAAAAGAGAUUCUUCUACCGAGAAGAGAUGAUAACUUGAUGAUAGAAUUUACGUUGAAGAAGUCAGAUUAUGGAAGCAAUACCUCCAAUCAAGAAACAAAUAAUUCUGGAAAUAGAUUAUAUAAUUCAGAAUCUUAUUCGACUAAAUUUAAUUCGCUGGGAAUAAAAGAUGAUUCAAAAAAUGGAAAAUAUAAUCACGUGAACAAAAUAUCUGUGGAAUUGUCGAAUGGGAAUAUGAAAUCGCGCGCAAAGAGAAACCAAGAAAUUACUUCUGAGUGUUAUUUACGAAAUAAUAUAAACACGAGAUCGAAGCAGUUCAGGAACGCUGAACAAAGAACGUCGAUCGGAAAUAUGAAGCAUAAGACAAAGCAUAGAAGAAUUCGCGGUAAUCGCGCUGUGAGGUCGAUCGGAGAAAUUAAGGAACUUGCUGAAAAAUUAAUCGUCAAAGUAAGCGAAUUGGAAAUCUAUGUCAACGACCGUAACGAAACUCUUUACGUAACGGAUUCUUGCACUAGUAAAAACGCGGAUCGCACAGCCGUCGAAAGAACACCACGGAUUGUUUUGGAGAAACAAGGUGUUUCGAGUUCCAAGACCGUCGGCAAUAUUGACAACCGUCAACACUUUGCAAAAAACAGUGGACAGGUGGCUUUGGCAGGGAAAAAAACAUUCCAAAUGCCUUCCGGCAGCUCGAGAUUUGUGCGAGGAGAGAACCAUACGAGAAGAAAACCGCGCCGUAAGUGGAGCAGAUGGAUGGACUGGAGCAGCUGUAGUGUAACCUGCGGCAAGGGCCGGCAAAUCAGAUGGAGGCAUUGUCUGCGAGAUUGCAACGAUGCGGAAACCGAGAUGGAGGAGAAAGCAUGUCAAUUGCCAGCUUGUCCCCCGGGAAAGUUCCUUGGAAUAUUCUGAAAAAUCUUCCGCUGAAUAAACAAAUGACGAUCGAUGCAAGUAUUAUGUGCGGUGACAGCGACACGUUAUUAGUCACAAUUAAAAAAUAAUAUGAUAAUGACGAGUUAAAAUAAAUAAAUCUUUCGAUCAUUGCAUAAACUCUUCUCUCUUGUUAGUGUAAUUAUUCUCAGCUAUAUUUUUCAAUAAUUUGAGAUACCAACAAAUGUUGCUUAAUAAAAAGUAUUGGGAUUCAAUUAAAGAUUUAACGAGAUUCGAAUUAAUCUGUAAAUGUCAUGUCAUCGUAUCAACGCAACUUGUAAUUACAAAUUGAAUUAAAAAAGAUACCAGAGCAUUUGAUAUAAUGCUAUCACUCGCUUUAGCAAUAGAAUUUUUCAAAAAUUUUAUUGACUUAAGAUAAAUAAAAGCAUGAUAUAGUAUAUCCGAAAAACAUUGAUAUACUUCAAUAAUAAAACAGAAUUUACUUUUCGAUAAAGAAAGUUCGCGGAGUAUCAAAUUUUUUA